GUUCCCUUCGCCAAAACCCCCCAAAACCAAACACCCCUCACUCAUUUCCAGCCAACUACUUCACAAAGACGCAUACCCUCGUUUCACUCUCACACUCUCUCAAACAAAACAACAAUGGCAGCCUCUCUCACCAUCUCAAGGCUCCUCACAGCCCCCAGAUCCCUCUCCCUCUCCUCCACCACCACCACAACCAAAGCCUCCCUCUUCUCCCCCAAACCCUUCUCCUCAAAAUUCUCCUACUCCCCUCUCUCUCUCAAACACCACACCCACCUCAAACCCCUCAAAUUCUCCACCACCGCCGCCAAACCCAUCUCCGCCACCAUCUCCGUCGGCGACAAGCUCCCCGAGUCCACCCUCUCCUACCUCGACGCCGCCGGCGACGUCCAGACCGUCACCGUCUCGGAGCUGACCAAGUCGAAGAAGGCCGUCCUCUUCGCCGUCCCCGGCGCUUUCACCCCAACCUGCUCCCAGAAACACGUUCCCGGAUUCGUGGAGAAGUCGGCGGAGCUCAAGGCCAAGGGGGUCGACACCAUCGCCUGCAUUUCGGUCAACGACGCCUUCGUGAUGAAGGCGUGGAAGGAGAGCCUCAAGAUCGAAGACGAGGUGCUCUUGUUGUCUGAUGGGAAUGGGGACUUCACCAGGGCCAUCGGGGUCGAGCUCGAUUUGAGUGAUAAGCCGGUGGGAUUGGGAGUCAGGUCCAGAAGGUAUUCGAUUUUGGCUGAGGAUGGAGUUGUGAAGGUGUUGAAUUUGGAGGAAGGUGGUGCUUUCACUUCUAGUGGAGCUGAUGAGAUUCUCAAAGUUCUGUGAGUUUGAGGUCUCAUCACUUGAUGUGUUUUGUGUUUUGUGUUUUGGUUUUGAUAAUGUAUGAGUUAGAUAAUACAGUGUAUGAUGUCCACGGACGAGUUUCUAGUUUUUUGUUUGAUAAUAAUGGAUGCAAUGCAAUCCCGGUAGGGUUUUCGAUUUUCUG
Molecule: messenger RNA, 967 nt
Organism: Fragaria vesca subsp. vesca
Lineage: Eukaryota; Viridiplantae; Streptophyta; Magnoliopsida; Rosales; Rosaceae
Product: peroxiredoxin-2E, chloroplastic-like
Exons: 1
Coding region: 115-807 (230 amino acids)
Biological process (GO): cellular response to oxidative stress; hydrogen peroxide catabolic process; cell redox homeostasis
Cellular component (GO): cytoplasm
Molecular function (GO): thioredoxin peroxidase activity
Source: RefSeq, a predicted model, not a curated record